Messenger RNA from Malania oleifera, 823 nucleotides. RefSeq lists its product as uncharacterized. NCBI's taxonomy places the organism in Eukaryota, Viridiplantae, Streptophyta, Magnoliopsida, Santalales, Ximeniaceae. The record is from RefSeq and is a predicted model, not a curated record. The coding region runs from base 216 to 575 and encodes 119 amino acids. The transcript is spliced from 2 exons.
GUCUUUUUACACUUCAAAAAUAUGUUUGAUAAACGUAUUUUUUUUUUUUUUUUCGCGGUAGUUCUCUUGCAAGCUGUAAGCACGAAGGCAACCCUAACGCCGCAGCGCAAGACCCUUCCCAACCGGAAUAAGAAGUCUUGUGCUUCAGUCAGUUCGUUGCUUCCAAAGGUUUUGCCGCUGUUCAGUUCGCUUCAGCCCGGAGUUGAGCUGCAGAAAUGGCGAAGUCCUUGAGGUGCAAGAGAGAGAAGAGGCUGAGAGCUAUUAGGAGAGAAAUUGUCGAACCCUUCUACGAGAAGAAGGAUGCUGCCAAACUCGCCGCUCAAGAAGCCGCGCUUGCCGCUCCAAAACUGCCCGUGCGCCCCACCCCCGACACUUCUGCUGCUGCCAUGGAGACGGCCUCCACCGUCGCCGCCUCUCCUUUCGUUGCGAUGGAUGUGGAGAUGGUUGAGAGCAACCAGAACAAGGGGCAUUUAAAGCCCCAUGGUGGAAUAGGUAAGAAGUUGAAAAAGAAAUUCAAGAUGGGUAAAGGCAAGCGCCGUGGUAAGGGCAGGAUCAGGGGGAAGCAUAACAUUUAACUGCUCGAUGAUAUUUGUGUACGGCAUUUUGCCUGUCCUGUAUUUAUACAUCCACUGGUAGCCCUGCUUGGAAUUUGGUGAUGCUAAUUUUAUGUUUCAUUUGUUCUUUGUUUAGUUUUAUGAUGCCCCAGAGGUCGAGUCAUUUUAGUAUCUCAAAUCAUGAAUGCAGACACUUGAUGAGUAGGACACGUAGGGCCUCAAAUGUGAAAUGCCUUUUUUGGGAAUGCAUGGAUUUCUUGAUGCUUAUA